Molecule: messenger RNA, 1590 nt
Organism: Trametes versicolor FP-101664 SS1
Lineage: Eukaryota; Fungi; Basidiomycota; Agaricomycetes; Polyporales; Polyporaceae
Product: HET-domain-containing protein
Exons: 2
Coding region: 1-1590 (529 amino acids)
Source: RefSeq, a predicted model, not a curated record
AUGCGGUUGCUCUCGUCCGCAGAUCCUCACGUGCGGUUCAACUCGUGCAACGAGCCGAUAACACUCGACGGUGGCUACGCUGUCCUCUCGCACGUCUGGCAAGAUAUCGAGCAAUCUUACGCAGAGAUUGUCGCCUUGGAACAGGACCUUGCUCUCGUCAACGACCCGCGUCUCAGCAUCAAGGUCCGGAAGUGCUGGCAUCUCGCGCGAGCCCACGUUCUUCCCUGGUUCUGGGUCGACGCCCCCUGUAUCGACCAGACAAAUAGUGCGGAACUCUCAGAGGCGAUCUCGUCUAUGUACGAGUGGUAUGCGCAGUCAUCGAUUUGCUUCGUCCACCUUCCCGAUGUCCCCUCCGACGACGACAUCCGGGCCUCUGGCUCCGCGUUCCGGAAGAGCGUUUACUUCCGGCGCGCAUGGACGCUGCAGGAACUCAUCGCUCCUCGCCGUGUCCUCUUUCUCUCUACCGACUGGACCGUCCUGGGAGACAAGCAGGAGCUCGCGGACCUCCUAGAGGAGAUUACUGGGAUCGACCGGGAUGUCCUCACCUUCCGUCGUCCCCUCUCCGACGUGAGCGUCGCGGACCGUCUCUCUUGGGCAUCACAUCGCAAUGCACGCCGUCCGGAAGACGUCGCAUAUUGCUUGAUGGGCCUUUUCGGCAUCCACAUGGCUCCUCUCUACGGUGAAGGCGGGUACAAAGCAUUCAUCAGGCUACAAGUGAACAUCAUGCUGGAAGUCUGCGACCACACACUUUUGGCAUGGAGCGAGUCCCAAGACCUACGUAACCCGUCCAUCUGGCCCUUCGCUCCCUCUCCAAAAGCAUUCAUACGACAUGCUCGUCUGGUCAAGGUCGACAUGGAGCAUUUCUUGGCGUCAAUCAAGCCUCUAUGCUCAGCGUCCUAUCCAGGGCAACGGUUCCUACCAUGCAUCGGUCCAGUCGAUCACCAUGGGCUGAAUUGUAGCCUUCCUGUUCUCUUUCUCGGUUCGACACCUUUCGCCGCGCUACUUGCAUGUCGGGAAGAACACUCUCCGUCGACUUACGUGGCGAUCGCCAUGCGCCACAAGGUUCCAGUGGUUCCCGGCGUGUAUGACGUGGGGGCAUGGGCUCAACAAGCGUCUCCAUCUCCGGAAUGGCCACCGUCUCGACUGCUCCGCGUCAACCUGGACCUCAUAGCUCCCCACGUAGCCAUCCGGGCAGCUCUCGCUCAGGACGCCGUGGAGCAGACCCCGGCGCUGAUCAUGCGCUUCGAAAGCUUCCACAUCGCAGCUACCUCUACGCGUGCAUUACUCUGUCCUUCAACAACACCCCUCUCCAUCUCCCGAGGUACAUCUCCUCCUUCCUCGCCUCCUCCAUUACCAAACGCCAGUGUCGGCUCCGACGGCCCUCGUCGUACAGACGCGGUGGUUUCUCCCGGUUGCUCGCAGCCUCGCCAUCAAGUCGCACAGUCUAUUCGUGGCGCCAUCAAGUCGCACAGUCCAUUCGUGGCGCCAUCCAGCAUCCCAAAACUUUCUAGGCUCGCGCGGUGGUGGCGCGACGGCGCACACAACCAUGACGGCACAGUACGCGAUCUCGCCCACACGCCCCCAUCGUAG